AUGAAAGACAAUCCUGCAAACAGAGUUUUGGAGGGGCUAGGUGAACUGGAUGAACCCUUUUCCAUAACUCUCAACCCUGGGGUCAAGCCCAUACAAGCCGCUCCUCACCGUUAUGCUGCCCCCAAACUUCCCAUCAUCAAAGAGGCUUUGGACAAACUUGUCAACACAGGACAGUUGAUUCCGGUAAACAAACCCACACCGUGGAUCUCAAAUAUGGUGGUUCGUGAGCGCCCAGCCUCUGCAACAAAACCUGCUAAAGUUCGCAUUUGCCUAGACCCAUCUCAAACAAUCAACAAAGCCAUCAUCAGACCAGUGUACCCCAUCCCGACUUUAGAGGAAAACAUUCACCGCUUUCACCAAGCCAAGAUUUCCUCCACUUUUGAUAUCAAGGAUGCAUUCGAAAUAAUCAAAUUAUCUGAUGUGUCCUCCUUUCUGACCACUAUGCACACUCACUGGGGAAGGUACCGCUGGACUAGACUUCCCUUUGGUAUCAUAUCCGCCCCUGAACAGUUCCAACGUCGUCUCCACGAUAUUCUUUGUGGUAUGGAAGGUGUCUUCAAUAUUGCUGAUGACAUUAUUGUGGUUGGCCGUGGUGAAUCCCUAACUGAUGCACAUGAUGAUCAUGACCAGACAGUUCUAGAACUCCUGGAACGUCUCUCUCAACACAAUCUUAAACUUAAUCCUGACAAGAUUAAGUUCAAAACAUGUACUGCACCAUUUAUGGGACAUGUGCUUAGCCCGGAGAGGCUCAAACCUAGCACUGUCUCAACCUCAGGACAAGACUGCCACCCGACGCUUUCUGGACACCAUAACCUACCUGUCCAAGCUCCUGUGAUUCUGCAAGUUGAUGCGUCUGAAUAUGGUCUUGGUGCAGCUCUACUUCAGCCUAUGAACCAUCCCAACAAAGCAACUGACGUCCACUGGCAACCUGUUGCUUUUAGCUCUAGUUCUCUCAGCGCAACUGAACAGCGCUAUGCGCUGAUCGAGACAGAAACACUAGCCAUUGUGCAUGCCUUCCGCAAGGAUCUUCACUUUGCUGACGCCCUUUCCCGUGCGCCACUUCCAGACACAACACAUGCAGGAGUCCAUGAUGAAUUGGUCUACCGCGUGGAGUUUGAAGAAAACAACCCAGAACUUUCAGGUUUCCGAGAUGCUAUUGUACAGGAAAUCAGGGCUGAAGCCAGCACAGAUCCUGAACAGAAAGCCCUUCGCACCUUCAUUGAGACAGGAUGGCCAAACGACAAAGCUUCAGUACCGGUCCUUGUGCAUCCAUAUUGGUCUCUUCGUCACGAACUUACCAUACACGAAGGACUCCUAUUCAAACAAGAUCGUGUCGUCAUACCUUCUUCGCUUCGAUCAAACAUUGUUCACAAGCUUCAUGCAGUUCACCGUGGUGUCGAGUUUACCCUCCGACACGCUCGUACCUGUGUGUUCUGGCCAGGGCUUAACAGCCAAAUUGAAGACAUCUGCAAGAACUGUGCUACUUGUGCACAACAUGCCCAGCAACAUCCUCGAGAACCACUUAAGCCUUACCCAGUGCCUACACUACUCUGGCAACUGGUCUCUCAGAACCUGUUUGCACUCAACGGUUGUGCCUAUUUAGUCACUGUAGACCAUUACAGUGACUAUUACGAACUUGAUCGACUUCCUUCUAUCCAGCAGGGUUCUCCUUAUCAGGCGUCUACCACCACUUUAGAUCCACGCACCCCUCCACGGGACAUUGUAGUGCUUGAGCACAUUCACUGCAAAUCACAGCAAAAGAAAGCAUAUGACAAGCGUGCUGGACCACCACUUCCCAAACUACUUCCUGAGUCCUAUGUGUAUGCCAAACCACCACCAACUUCAUCAGCCAAGGCUUGGAUCCCUGGAGAGAUAGUGGGUCCUGCUGGACCACGAUCUUACCUUAUACAGACUGGCACCUCACAAAUCAGAGGAAAUCGGGUUCAGUUGCAGCUUGCCCCCUCUCAAUGA
Orbicella faveolata is the source of this 1971-nucleotide messenger RNA. RefSeq lists its product as uncharacterized. Lineage: Eukaryota; Metazoa; Cnidaria; Anthozoa; Scleractinia; Merulinidae. The record is from RefSeq and is a predicted model, not a curated record.